Messenger RNA from Theobroma cacao (cacao), 1242 nucleotides. The record is from RefSeq and is a predicted model, not a curated record. Lineage: Eukaryota; Viridiplantae; Streptophyta; Magnoliopsida; Malvales; Malvaceae.
AUGGCAUUAGGGGAUUUUACUUUUGUGGAUGAGUUCAUGUUCGGAAUCUGCAAUGAUACCUACUUUGCAAAUGAAUCUGAUCGAUUAGCUUUGCUUGAUUUCAAAAAUCGGGUAACUCAAGAUCCUCUACAUGUCAUGGCCUCAUGGAACAAUUUUGUUCAUUUUUGCAGCUGGGUUGGCAUCACAUGCAGCCCAUCGAAUGGAAGAGUGGUAAUUCUGAACCUGGAGGGUCAAAAGUUAGUUGGCUCCAUACCACCUUCCAUAGGAAAUCUUACAUUCCUCACUGGAAUCAACCUGGUGAACAACACCUUCCGUGGUGAAAUUCCUCAAGAAAUUGGUCGUCUGUUGCGCCUGCAGCAUCUCAAUUUGACAUACAAUUCCUUUGGCGGGAAAACUCCUUCUAAUCUAACUCAUUGUGUAGAACUUGCAACAAUUCGUCUUGGCUACAAUGGGUUAAUUGGGCGAAUUCCAGACCAACUUGCUUCAUUAUCAAAGUUAAAAAUUCUGGAACUAGGAGCUAACAACCUUACAGGAACCAUCCGAACUUGGAUAGGUAACCUUUCUUCUCUUUAUGCUCUUUCCCUAGGACUGAACAAUUUACAAGGAACCAUACCUGAUGAACUUGGCCGGCUAUCAAGCUUGGGAUUUUUUCAACUUUAUGGAAAUUAUCUGUCUGGUAUUGUUCCUCCUUCAAUUUACAAUAUUUCCUCUAUAUACUACUUUUCUGUCACUCAAAACCAGUUGCAGGGACAUCUACCGCUAGAUGUUGGCAUCACUCUGCCUAAUCUAGAAAUAUUUGCUGGUGGUGUCAACAAUUUUACAGGAACCAUCCCUGUAUCAUUGUCAAAUGCUUCUAGACUUCGGAUAAUUGACUUUGCAGAAAACGGUCUUACUGGGACCAAACCUGGAAAUCUUGAAAAUCUUGAAGAUUUGAUUAGACUAAAUUUUGAAGAUAACAAACUUGAAACUGGGAAAAUUGGUGACCUAAGCUUUUUCGAUUUCUUGACUAAUAUUUCUGCUCUAGAAGUAUUAGGUCUUUCUGGAAAUCGUUUUGGAGGAGAACUGCCUAACUCCAUAGCCAACCUUUCAGACAAGCUGAAAAUUUUUACCAUAGGAAGGAAUCUGAUUCAUGGAAGCAUUCCUGUUGGGAUUGGAAACCUUGUUAAUUUGUACCUUCUAGGAAUUGAAGGCAACCAAUUAGGUGGUACUUGCCUGAUGCUCUUGGGAAGCUUCAAAACUUAG